Messenger RNA from Solenopsis invicta (red fire ant), 1699 nucleotides. It is a transcript of the gene Sgf29, whose product is annotated as SAGA-associated factor 29. The transcript has 2 exons. The coding region runs from base 457 to 1326 and encodes 289 amino acids. The record is from RefSeq and is a predicted model, not a curated record. Gene Ontology annotation, cellular component: SAGA complex. NCBI's taxonomy places the organism in Eukaryota, Metazoa, Arthropoda, Insecta, Hymenoptera, Formicidae.
UGGUAAUAUUUUAAGAUACGACGCGUACAUUUUUAAUAUAGACGAUGGGUACCAGUGACUCCAGCUUUGCGACGAUCAGCACUAACACCUAGUACUCUGUUUUCAUAGCUCGCCACGAGGUGGCAGCAUCGCCUUGAUGGAAAACUCUGGCAACCAGCUGCGGUCGAAGAGGUAGUGGGAGAAGUAGUGUGGCACAGAUGCGCGUGAACGAUCGAACGUGUAACAUCUCGUAAGCGUUUGUGCCUCUCGCAGCUUGGUGCUAGGAAGCUCUGCGUGAAACUACCGGUGUCCUGAAACGUUUGAUCGCAACCUCGUACUCUGGCGACUCGUCGAGCAUUCGUUCAGUCGGAUAUGAGUCGGUUCUCGACCGGGAAAGAGAUCAAUAGCAUAUUCCAUUAGUUACUAUUGACGGCAGUUAGUACAUGAUCUCCUGUAAUUCCCAAAUCUCUCUUCAUAAUGCCGUUCACGGCGGAUGCGGCGGCGAAUCAGAUACACGAACGCCUUAGGAACAUUUACAACCUUUUGCAUGAGAUUGAGAAUCAACGAGUCCGUUCGGAACACAACCUAAACAACAUCAUGAAGACCCAUGAGAAAGUCACGCCGGACGACAAAGUCACUCCUUACUAUCAGCAGAAGUUAAAAAAUUUGUAUAACGCCGCGGUGACCGACACUCAGCAGGAAGAGGAGAUCCUGCGCAAGGCUCUUACCAAAAUUAACGAGAUACGCACGAUACGAAAUGAACGACGCAUACAGGCGCGUCAAGCCGGCAACAAGGAGACCAUCAGGCGCGGCGCACUGAUGAAGAUGCUGCUGGACAUUGCACAGAUCCUGCCCCUCUACGUGGGAAAAACACCGGGCGCCAAACCACCACCAUUGUGCGGCGCGAUAGCCGCCGAGCCUACGUACAUCGCGAAGAUGGGUGAUAUGGUAGCUGCUUUGGUGAAGGGCAACGAAGAGGGAGAGAAUUGGAUACUCGCGGAGGUCGUGCAAUUUAAUCCCGCGACAAACAAAUACGAGGUGGACGAUAUCGACGAAGAGCAAAAAGACCGUCACACGGUGUCGCGCAGGCUAGUGGUACCGUUGCCAUUGAUGAGAGCCAAUCCCGAGACUGAUCCACACGCCUUGUUCCCAAAAGGAUCUACGGUAAUGGCCCUGUAUCCGCAAACUACUUGUUUUUACAAGGCGGUCGUGCAACGUCUACCGAGUACCGCCACGGAAGAGUAUCUGCUCCUGUUCGAGGACGCCGCUUAUCCUACCGGCUAUUCACCGCCAAUGAGUGUAGCGCAGCGUUACGUCAUUUCCAUCAAAGAGAGCAAAAAGAAAUGAGACUCAAUCUUAGUAAACAGUAUCAUUUCUUAAAUUAUUUUUAAUUAUUAAUUAAAGUUUUUUAAAUUUAGUUUCUUAAUCGAAAAUUUAGGUAAUCCUUUUUUUUUUGACAAAAAAAAAGCGCACACAACCAACAGACAACACGUAACUGUGGCCGAGCCUUUUAUUGCAACGUAUAGUUUAAUGCAUAUCUGUGACGUCGAUUAAUUCUAUAAAUUGCAUUAUAGUUAUCAGGGAGAAACAGUAUAUGUAUAACAAAGAAAUAUUUCUAGAAAAGGUACGAUUUGUUCAUUUACGUUCCCUUAUGUAAUUUUUUGUAUUUGACUUGUGAUAUUGUGAUAAAGUACAAUAAAUAGCAAAUUUUUAUAACUUA